Molecule: messenger RNA, 3623 nt
Organism: Limulus polyphemus (Atlantic horseshoe crab)
Lineage: Eukaryota; Metazoa; Arthropoda; Merostomata; Xiphosura; Limulidae
Exons: 6
Coding region: 99-1517 (472 amino acids)
Source: RefSeq, a predicted model, not a curated record
CCAGAAUGUCAAGGUAAUCACAUAUCAAAAGGUAAAAGACAAGCAGCUCAACUCUUUGGAAAACAUUAUGAAAUAUCUUCUGAUAUACAUGAAAAACUAUGAAGUGCUUAUGGUUUCAGCAACACAACAAUUCCUCCUGGAGCCCAACUGAUACUACCACCACAUCACAACAACUAUUACAAAAUCAAGUGAAAACCCAAGAGGAUGUUUUUAAUGUUAGUGAAAAUAAUUCGUUUGAAGAAAGUACAGCAAGAGCAAAUGAAACUAACACUGAAAAUGAAAACCAUCCAAAUUUUGAGUGUGUUUUUACUGAAAAUCCAGCUUCUCCUUCCUUUUGGCUGCCUUCUCCUGAGCUUCCUACUCAUUCUUGGUUUAUGUUGGCCAUACCUUUACUAAAUACUUCACUUCAGCUAUCUAAAGUCACGAAAAAUACUCCAGGAUGGAUCUCAUGUGAUGAAGUUUUAAACCAGGAACAUCCACUUUUCAACUGGCCAGUAGCUCAACCUGUUCGCACUGUCUAUUCUCAAAAUAUUAUUUCCAUACCUUCUCAAAGUAUCAGUGCACUGCUGUCCUGUUCAGUCAGUUCUCAGUCCUCUUAUAACCCGUUUUUCGUUUUACCUAAACUACCUGAAAAUGAUUCUGGUUUUCUAGCAGAUACUGCAAGCUCUUCAGUUUUAACAAUACCGGUUGCUCAAAAUCCUGAACAAAUUUCAACCCAAGACUUUACUUUUCCAACAGGUUCUAUACCAAGUAGAUUUAAUUUCAGUCAGCACUCUGGAAUUCCCCAAAAUUCACCUCAGCAGAUGAACCCACCUGCUGCUGACAAGUAUGCUGCAGUUUCUGACCUGGACAACCUUUUCCAUCAGAUCUCUAAGCCAGCUGCAACAGCUGGAUUCACUUGGUCAGAUACUAGUGUUAUAACAUCUACUGCAUUUCAAUCAUCAGCUGCUCCUGGCUCAGUUUAUGUAACAGCUGCAUCCAACUCCUUCAGCACUAAUACUGCUGCAACUUGGAGUCAGCCAUCUCCUCUGAACACUCAAGAGCAAGGUCAUUUUUCAAGUACCAAUCCAUUUCAGGAUGUACUGCAGCCUACUGGAUUCGAUGCUCUUGCACCAUCUUCAGCCUUUGGUAUUCAAGUCCGUGCACAGAACAUGUCUGAAUUUGAGCAGUUUGAACCCCAAGAUAAUAUUACAACCAGUUAUGCUUUUGGAGUAAGAGCAAGAUCUAGCACUAGUUUUGGGGCUUUUAUGUCUGCUAAUCUUGAGUUGGGGAACCAACCAAAUGACAUACCAACAAAUUAUUAUGGAGUACAAAAUGUUGAUUUUGGUUUGAGCUCAUCAGCCAGUGGACUGUCUGAAACAGGAACUGCCCCUACAGGAAGUCAGUCAACUGGGACUGCUUGGACAUUUGAAAAUGGUCAACAAACUCAGAUGAACGUAUGUUGUAGAAACAAACUUGGCAUAAGGCCACAGCAGCAACCUCCUCAGUCUUCAGUCUAUCCCUUCUCAAGGCCUUGACAAUUUUGACCCUUAUAUGACCAUUCCUAAGAUACCAAGUGCCAUCCUAGCCUUUGACAAAGUGGAGCUCCUGGAUAAAGAUGUAUUGCUGGCCUGUGCAGUGACCAUUAAGGAUCUUACUGAGUCCUGAAUUCUUCAGGGGCUGGGCAACCCAAAUAGCUGCUGAGGAAAGAUCCAGCCAUGAUGGGGGUCAUCUUCAAAAUCAGCCAUGCCAUUUUUAUCCAGUCUCCUUAUGACUCAACCCCUGAAUUGGUUGGUCAAGAGAGAUAUGACGAGCCUUUAAAGAGUUUUGUUGAAGUAUGUACAACAACCAAGUGACACAGUCGUUGGAUGUGUACACACCUUUAGUACACACCUUUCAAUACAUACCAAAGCCCAAAAAAGUCUUGGAACUAAAAUCUCCUCGAUGAUUGUAUAAGCACUGAGAGGGUCUCCAUAAGCUGGAAUUGAGGGAUACAUCAACCAUGGCCAAAAUAUCAUAGACUGCAGGGAUCUUCACAGUGAAUGUGGUACUUUAUGUCCACUGCAGCUAACCAACCACCACUGAAGCAGUCCUGCAGUCUUGUCUCAGGAGCAGCCAAGGUUAGAACUCUAGUACAUGAUCACCAACCAGCAUCACCACCAGACCAUCCCUGCAACAAGUCUCCUUGCUAAAGCAAGACUGCCAGGAACAGGCAGCCAAGGCAGACAAGCUACAAAAGCAACAUGAAAUACUAUCUCAGGUGGAGGAGGAGGUCUGACAGUUGCAUAAUGUAUACAAUGCUGCACCAUGUUCUCACAGUUAGCUGCACUAUUGUCUAAACAUACAUUCUUGGUACUUCUUGUUUUCGAAGUAUCAAAAGUUUUCAAGUCUAAUUAGGUAGAGGAGAAAUAUUGUCAAAUUCUAAAUGAGACUGUAAUCCCAUGCUUAUAAACUUGAAUAUUUUUCUUUGUAUAAUACAUACAUAAAAAAAACUAUCUUAAAUGCUUAAAGGUUGAAAAAAAUAUUUUGCUGGUCAGUCCAAAAAAUAACUUUCACUUUAGUUCUCAAACCAGUAAAUCAUAAUUAUAUCAAGGUAACAUUUUACAGUAAUAUAGUAUGAACCACAAUAAGCACUUUCACGUGAAUUUAGUUUUGCUUAAGUUUAAUCAUCUAAAAAGAAAAUUUUUGAUGUUAUAACUCUUAUCUUUUGCAGUGAUGAAAGAAUCUUAACUUAGAAAUCAUUAUGUGGUGUAUAAAUGGAGGAAAAAAUCAAAAUUAAUUCAUGAAAUUUCUUUAUUUCACAAAUGAACAAACGUUUUUACAAAAAACUGAAUUUAUAUCAUAUGAAAUUAUGAUGUAAUAUGCAUGUGUUAAAUUUAUUCUUAUUUAGGAAGCUAAUGAGGCAACUUACCCAUUGAAGCUUAAUCCUGGAAAUCCUUUCCUAUGACAUUUUGAUCUAAAGAAAAAUUCUGGUAUCGGAAAUCUUUCUGUGAGGUGUGAUUGGUAAUGAUGUUUUUUUUUGUUUUUUUUGCAAAUAUAACCUUCACUUAAUUCUAAUCAGUUGAAUACAAACCUCAUAUAUUAUAACACUGAUACAAAUUGAUGGGAAAAUACUCAUUAUUUUGUGAAUAUUAUAUCUUUACUUUUUAAAUGAAAAUAUUUUAUGAUCCAACAUGAUUAUCCUAACACUGUGACAAACAUACUCAUGAGUAUGUAAUAUGAUAUUUUCUAUAAUGUUUCUUACAAGUGAACAAAAAUCCUUGCAAUGCAGAAACUAUUGGUCUUCAAUGAAAAUAAUAAUCUAAAUUUAAUUUUAUCAAUAUGCUUAUUGGGUUAAAUCUAAAUUUAAAAUAUCCUCUUUUUUUUUUACUUCUAAAAUGUAAAAAUAAAUUGCCAUUUAAAAGUAUCUUGUUUGAACAGAUGUGGGAAGAUUUUGUGUUAAACUAAUCUUUGUAAUCCCCAAAUUUAUUCAUUUAACGAUAUUUAAAAAUGAGAAAUUUCAGGGAAUUGAACUGUCAGAAAAUGUAUUUGAACAUAAAUUAUUUCAUAAAAUUCCUUCUAAUUCUAUCAAAUUAUUAUAUACCAUACUUCUUCAUUCAUGGGUUUGAACUAUUUUCUGGUGUAGACAUAUAUAUUCUUUUCAA